Molecule: messenger RNA, 1327 nt
Organism: Capsella rubella
Lineage: Eukaryota; Viridiplantae; Streptophyta; Magnoliopsida; Brassicales; Brassicaceae
Product: FHA domain-containing protein DDL
Exons: 11
Coding region: 156-1103 (315 amino acids)
Cellular component (GO): nucleus
Molecular function (GO): mRNA binding; protein binding
Source: RefSeq, a predicted model, not a curated record
GAUUCUUCUCGUUUUGCUCUGAUUCUUCUUUUUUUCUUCUUCUUAUUUCUGGCGAUAUUACUCAUUCUCUGGGUCUCCUCUCCUCCUCUCUUCGCCGAAGUAGUCACAGUUCCGGCCACCAGGCAAAGAAGAAAGGAAACGACCUGUCUCAAAAAAUGGCUCCAAGUUCCAGGUCUCCUUCACCACGGACGAAGAGACUGAGAAGAGCUCAAGGCGAGAAAGAGGCUGUGAGGAGUAGAGAGAGAGAAGAUGAUAGGCAUGACGAUAGAGGAAGGGAGAAGAGAAACAGUAGGGAUAGAGAAGUAGGAAGAGAUAGGGACAGGGAGAGAAAAAGGCAAGGAGAAAAAGAUGGGGAAAUUGGGGAUAAGAGAAGACGCUCAGGGAGAGAGGAAAGUGAUGAAAGGAAAAGGGUAGGAGCAGAUGAUGAGAGACGCUCUAGAGGAAGGCAUGAGAGGUCCACUUCACCAUUGGAUAUGAGUCACAGAAGUAGUCGGCAUUCACCAGACAGAUCUAUUGUCUCAAGGCAUGAUGAGGGGUCUAAUGUAAGAGGGGGCGGCGAGGAGCUAAAUGCCGAAGAAGAUUCAGUCGCGAGAAUGAGAGCAGUUGAAGAGGCUCUGGCAGCGAAGAAAAAGGAAGAACCAUCAUUUGAGCUAUCAGGGAAACUUGCUGAAGAAACCAACAGAUACAGAGGUAUCACACUCCUCUUCAGUGAGCCCCCAGAGGCUAGAAAACCCAGCGAAAGGUGGAGACUGUAUGUCUUUAAGGGUGGUGAACCACUGAAUGAGCCUCUCUACUUACAUCGUCAAAGUUGCUAUCUCUUUGGACGUGAGAGAAGGAUUGCUGACAUUCCUACAGACCAUCCAUCUUGUAGCAAACAGCAUGCUGUUAUUCAGUACCGGGAAAUGGAAAAAGAGAAACCGAAUGGUAUGAUGGGGAAGCAAGUCAAGCCUUACAUAAUGGAUCUGGGCAGUACUAACAAAACUUAUAUCAAUGAAAAACCCAUUGAGCCACAAAGAUAUUAUGAGCUUUUUGAGAAAGACACCAUAAAGUUUGGCAACAGCAGCCGAGAGUACGUACUGUUGCACGAGAAUUCUGCUGAGUGAAUGAAAUCAGAGUCAAGCGGCAAUGAGUAUAUUGGAAGAUUAGAUAGUUGCGUUUCUCAGGGAUUAUAGAGAUGUUUGAGCAGCUUAAUGUCUUCUUUUUACCAUGCUGGUGACAAUCUCAGACAUUAUGUUAAUAACCAUUUAGAAAAGCUUUUGCGUUCUUGUUUGUUAACAAUUGAUGUUGAACGUUUGGUAAGAAAAAAAAAGGUUAUCUUUUGGUAUAA